UUCAGCUGCAUCCCGGCCAGACGGGAAGGGCCUCCGGAGCUCAGCUAUUUCCACCGGGAGGCCAAGACAGGAGAUGUUUCCAAUUAUGAUUCCAUUUUUAAAAGACCAGAGGGUUACAACAAAAAUCUUCACCGAUGUGACAGAGAACAUGCAAAGAGUCGUGGUCUUAACAUCAAUGAGGAGGAAAUGGCAAGACCUGUCGCUGUUUUGUCAUCUUCAGAGUAUGGGAGACGCAUAAAUAAGCCUAUAGAGCAGCUGAUCAGAGAUCAUGCAAGGAUUAAUCAUGUGCAGGCAGAAUUCUACAGGAAAAAUGGCAUCACCUGCUUAUUGGAAAAACCUUCUCCAAGCCUGGAUCCAUGCUAAGUCUCUUGUACCUGUCAUUACCAGCAACAUUUAUGUGGAAAAAACCCCACCUCACAUCAAAAAGCAAUAUGGUGCUUUUGCCUUUUCCUCUACCUUUUAGUUAAUGAGCAUGAUUUGGAUUAAAAAUGGGAUAAAUAGCAGCUGUACUUUUCUUCCUGCUACUGCAAAUGCAUGUCUUCUCCUUACAGUCUCAUAAAAAUCUCACGAAGAAGAGCAUCAGCAAGAGCUGAACAUUUUAGGUAGCAAGACUGGAAAUAAGACCUGUUGGGUCAACAGCUGUCUCUCUGCUAUUUUAGGCAGUGCUUCUACAUAACUAUUCACAGACUUAACAUUUAAGUGAGCUUGCUCCUCAAGGUUAUCAGAGGUCACUGACUUCUUAAUCCUUACAGUGUUGCUACAAAAUUGCUAGGUGUUAUUUUAUCUGCACAACAGCUGAAUUGGGGAUUCAACCCAAAGUUUCCAAAAUGGACGUGCUUACCCAUAAAUAGGCAAGUAAAGAAAUGGUCUGACUUAGAGAAGUGCUUAGCAGUUUCAGUAGAAUUCAAGUGGAAGUUAAGUUAAAGGGAACUUCUGACUACUUAGCAUUUAAAUAGACAAAAUCUGGAUUUCAGACAUCCAUUUCACUGACUUUCACUAUAUGAAUGGUGUCUGAGGGAUUGAUCUGUUCAAGAGUGUCACAAGAAAAAUCAUCUUUGGUUCUGUAUCCAAUGCUGAAAAAAAGAAAAAAAGAAGUAA
This is a messenger RNA of Pygoscelis adeliae (Adelie penguin), 1098 nucleotides long. RefSeq names its product chromosome unknown open reading frame, human C5orf49 (gene CFAP90). The record is from RefSeq and is a predicted model, not a curated record. The annotation marks the transcript as partial. NCBI's taxonomy places the organism in Eukaryota, Metazoa, Chordata, Aves, Sphenisciformes, Spheniscidae. The transcript is spliced from 3 exons.